Messenger RNA from Coturnix japonica (Japanese quail), 4924 nucleotides. Lineage: Eukaryota; Metazoa; Chordata; Aves; Galliformes; Phasianidae. The record is from RefSeq and is a predicted model, not a curated record.
GGAGCCUAUGGGAGCCCUAUGGGGCCUUUGGGUUUGGCCCAGCGUUGUUACGAUAUGCUGAUUGACCCCAUUCCUCAGUCUGAAUGUGCACUCAGACCUAGAGAUAACCCUGACCAAGGGAUCUCGAGUAACUCUGUUCUGCUUUCCCUUUAAUUCGAUUGCAUGUGAGAUGCUUCACUUCCAGGCCGGCCUAUGCCCAAUGAACACCAUUGGUAUCAAUAGACUUUGCUGCCUUCCAUCUAAAUACGGUUCCAUUUAAUUGACAGAUGUCUCUAUCUCCAGCUCUCAUUGCCCUAACGACCAUCUACUGGAUGAAGUUGUCCUCUAUGUUUAAUCUAAAGGUAACUCCUUGCUUUAAAACAAGUAUCCUCCCUCUGGUGGGUGUUUCAUCACCACAGUGUGUGUUUCCUUAACAGCAGUGCAUUGCUAUCCAAGAGAUUAUCCCACCUUGAAGAAGCCAGACCCCUUUGAUUUCCUAGGACACCAUUCCCCAUCAUUUUGUGUUGAAAAAGAACUAAGAACUUAUUCCUAAACAACUCCAACCUGGAUCGUUAUCUGAUGUUUCACAUAAGGGCUGCGGUGGUUCCCAAGUCUCACUGAUUCGUUGUUGAUCAUGAAGCAAUCGUUCUAUUGUAUGGAAGUUCCAAUGUGAUUUAUCUGCCUUCAGUUGAAGCACGUGUGCUUAAUCAUUUGGUGAGCGUCACCCGUUUCGAGCUCCCUGGAUUAAAGGCAGCAGCAAAAGCCAAACGUGAAUCAUAAAUCCAUAAUCACUGCUGUUAUGAUAGUGAUCAAUGCUGUUCGUUUAUAGGUCAGGUGAGUAUUUCCAGGCAUCAUACAUUGGGUUUUUACCUUGUUUUCUAUAUACUAAGUUGGAGGGGCAGCAGAUAAACUGCUGGCCUCAGGUGACCCAAAUAAGAGCACAGGUAAUUUAGCCUGAGCACCACAGGUGGAAUCCUCAAUAAACCUGCUGAACCCAGAGCUUUCUAUUUCCUCUCCUGCCUGGUGAAGGACAGGGUGACCUCCUUUGUGAUGAUUGACGUGAAGCUAUUAGUACUUACAAAUUAAUUCCUGCAUGUUUCUGAGUCAGAAAGAGCAAAGGUCGCUCCUCUUCCUGCUUUAUUCCCCUGAUACCAGAUAACGAACUCCAUCACCGGGAUUCUGCUCCCAUUCACCUCUCCAUACUGUGCUUCCCUAAGGAUAAUUGGCACGCAGCUAUCAGUGGCCUAAUGACAUCACCAAGAGAUGAGCUAUGGCAUACCAGGUUCUCUUUAUUGUUCAUCACUUUCACUCAGAGCCUUUCACCGCUUCCGCACUUGACAUUGGUGUGAUUGCCUUUUAUAUCCAAAGUGCAGCAUGCCUGGUAUUAGAAUGUUAUUAAGCUAUUACUUUGCGAGAUGGAUGGAUGCUUUCAGAAGCCAUUAGGAAGGCUGUGGUUUUGUUGCUGUCGAAAUCCCAUUAAAGAAAGGUAAUCCUUACAGUUAAUCAUUCUUCAUGGAGAUGGUUUGGAAUUUCAAAGCACGUUUUUGUGUCUAAACGUUCUUUUUUUCCCCUUCCUUCUUUAAAAUGACAGUUUAGUCCUGCAGUUGGAUUGAGGCUGAAUGGAGCAGCAGUUUGUCUUUGGUGAGACACAAAACGAGCCUUGCUGGAUGCUCUGAUUUGCUCAUUGCUUUCAGCCAAUAUUCCUCUGCAUGACCUACAGGAAAGCCUGGAGGUGGUGGACUGAAUAACCCCAACGCACUGCUGGCCCACGUUGCGUUGCCAUCUCUCUGCUGGGUACCAGAAGGAGCAGCAACCACAGUGGGAGAAGAGAAUAGAGGAUCCAGGGAUAACAUCUGCCACUUUAUCCAGGAGCUUGGCCAACAGCUUGGGGAGAUUUGGUGUUCAAGCAUGAUGGAGAUGUGAGAGCUGCGAUGCCAACACAGCCGUAUUACAUGUGCCUACAGAAGAGGUUCUCUCUGUUGUUCUCUAACCUCUGCCAGUCCCGGCUGUGUUGGCAGUCCUACAGAUCCUGAGUCUGAGCUGGAAGAGGGCAAAAAGUCCAUUGGGAGGAGGACUUCACCACUUUCUUAGCCUUUGAAAUGGCCAAGGCGAGCAGGUGGAGCGCCUCUGAAGGCCUGUGACGAUAGAAACACAUUGAGAAGAGAACAGGAAGAGAAAAAGGAGGAGGUGUUAUCCCAGAGGGAUGACAGGAGCAGCGACACACGUCUUAUUCAGGAAGGAAAAUCUCCUGGCUGUCUGGCAACACAUCAGAACAAUUCUUUCUGAGCCAAUCUCUACACUGAGGCCCGCAGCCAUAAUGAAGCAACAGAAUUUGCCGUAAACAGAGUUAAAGGAUGGAGCAGGAAGCGGCGAGAGAGGAGGAAGAGAGAAAAGAAGGCUUGAUAGAGUUCUAUGAUUCCUUCAAGGACAUGUUUGAGUUCUUCUGUAAGAACACAACCAUCCACGGCACCAUCCGCCUCGUGUGCUCGAGCAGCAAUAAGAUGAAAACAGCCUUUUGGACACUGCUCUUACUUGCCAGUUUUGGCAUGCUCUACUGGCAGUUCGCACUCAUGUUCAGUCAAUACUGGGCCUACCCCGUUGUCCUGACCAUGUCCAUGCAUUCAGAGCCCAAAAUGUUUCCAGCAAUUACCAUCUGCAAUCUGGAUCCAUACAGAUUUGAUCUGGUUAGUGAGCACUUGGCUCAAUUGGAUCGCAUGGCAGAGAGAUCUGUUACCAUUCUAUAUGGCAUCAACACAUCCGCCAGCUUAUUCCAUGUCAACGAGAACAGCAUCCACGUGAGAGACUUGCCAAGCACAGGAAACCACAACAGAUCCAGCUUCAAACUGAGCCAGAACUUCUCUCUACUGAGAACAACUGAGUUCAAUAAUAGGACAGGAAAGAGGCAGUCCCUUGUGGGCUUCAGACUGUGUAAUGCCACAGGUGGGAACUGCUUCUACAAGACCUACUCAUCUGGGAUGGAUGCGAUCCUUGAGUGGUACAGGUUUCACUACAUGAACAUCAUGUCCCAGCAGCCAGUUAUAAUCAACAUUUCUGAUCACGAGGAGAAGAUAGAAGACAUGGUCUACUCCUGUCAGUACGAUGGGGAGCCCUGCAGGCCCAGUGACUACAUUCACUUUCACCACCCAGUCUUUGGAAGCUGCUAUACUUUUAAUAGCAAGGGAACAGAUUCCUUCUGGACAGCAACAAAACCAGGAAUUCCUUAUGGACUUUCCCUUAUCCUGAGAGCAGAACAGAAGGAUCACAUCCCACUCCUGUCUACAGUAGCAGGUGUGAAAGUGAUGAUACACAACCACAACCAGACGCCGUUCCUUGAGCAUGAAGGCUUUGACAUCCGACCAGGCAUUGCCACCACCAUUGGCAUCCAGCAGGACGAGGUGAAUCGCCUGGGUGGCAAUUAUGGGAAAUGCACAACAGACGGCAGGGAUGUGAAAGUUAAACUCCUCUACAACUCCUACACCCUGCAGGCUUGUCUGCAUUCCUGCUUUCAGCACAUAAUGGUUCAAAAAUGUGGCUGUGGGUAUUACUACUACCCACUGCCUCCCGGGGCUGAGUACUGCAACUACAACAAGCAGCCUGCGUGGGGCCACUGCUUUUACCAGCUGUACAGCAGGCUCAGGAACCACCACCUGAAUUGCUUUGAUCAGUGCCCCAAGCCUUGCAGGGAGUCACUCUACAAGGUGUCUGCUGGGACAGCCAAAUGGCCAUCGAGGAAGUCUCAGGACUGGAUCCGCCAAGCUCUAAGGCAUCAGAAUGGAUAUAAUUCUACAAGCAACAGGAAGGAUAUUGCCAAGGUGACCAUCUACUACAAGCAGCUGAACUACCAGUCUGUGAAUGAGUCUCCUUUGCUCUCGGAUAAUCUGCUUCUGUCCAGCAUGGGAAGCCAAUGGAGCCUCUGGUUUGGGUCCUCGGUGCUGUCUGUAGUGGAAAUGUUAGAGCUGCUCAUAGAUACGUUGGUGUUGUCUCUCCUCUUCUGCUACCAAAGGUUCAGGUCGAAGACACUAAAAGUAGCCCACACCCCCUCCAUCCCUAGUGUGAGUCUGACCCUAGAAAGCUACCGUGUUGUGCAGGAGGCUGGGAAGGACAUUGCUCCUGCCCAUGGCCACACUUCAGGACUGCACAUGGCUGCAGCCAACAGCAGUGACCCACAUCCUGCCCAGCAUCCAGCAAGGCAAUACCUGAGCACUGCCCAGACGUGGUGCUGAAUGGAUUCAGGUACAUGAAGAGCAGCAAUUCGGGUACAGAACUAAAUGGUUAAGAACGUGAGGCACAGAGCCAUCAUAAGGGCUGCAUCCUGAGCACAGGCAUCACGCCGAAUCCCUCUGUUCCUAAUGAAUAACCCAGGGAUGUGAGCGCUGUACACAGCCCUCCUGAAAACCUAUUCGCAGCUUUUCACUUAGAAACCCUCGCAAGGAAAACCACCCCGUGGUGUCACACAGGCCAAGUGCAUUUCAUGUGCAGAGAGAAGUCAGCCCACCACCAAAGGGGGGACAUCAACAUGAGGAAAGGAGUGCACACACCCCAUGGUCAGGGAUGAUGAUUUGACAUAAGCUGCUCCGAUCACAGCUCUGUCCUUUGCUUAUCACAUAGAGGACCAGGCACAAAAUGCUUCAGCCCUGGUUAUUUCAAGUGGGACUCGCUGUCUCGGAGGAAUGGAUUGAAAUAGGGCUGGUCACUUUUCUCUGCCACAGAAGAAGCAACUGAGAUGAACACAGCGCUGCGUUUUUCCUGCAGCCCAUUUAUAGACGUGCUUUAAUGUUAAUAUUUGACAGUGACUUACGUGUACAUAAACCAACCUAUUUAUUUCUGAUGGCGUAGGUUUUACUCUGUUAUAAUUGUGAUGACUUCCUGCAUUGUGAAGAAAGCUCCGAGCUUUGUUUUCUAACUUAUUUUUGUCAUAAUAAAACGCUCUGAGCCGCAGAGCACG